ACUGGUAAACCUGGACUCUACUAGUUGGUUGCUAGGCAACGCGGCCUAGUCGGGCCUAUCUUUCCUGGUCAGGCCUGGGCAAGUAGGCCUCUUGUUCUCGCUGCGCCGUGGCUCGGUGGCGGCGGCGCUUCCCCGUCGCGGAGCAGCCGAGGCGGCGUCCCCUGGGCCGCGGGGAAGGGAGGAGGCGAGCGGCCGGAGGGCCGGCCGCCGUCGCAGCGAGAGGCCAGGCGGGAUCCCGGGGGUCUCUCCUCAGGGAAGAGUUGGGCACAGCCCAGAUCCCCAGCCUCCCAAAAUACCACGACGAAGCCGAUGGCCAACGGAGAUACCAACCUGGAGGUGGACCAGGACAAAUACGACACGGAUGAGAAUGUGAAGAUCAUCUGCCUCGGGGACAGCGCCGUAGGCAAGUCCAAGUUAGUGGAGCGCUUUCUCCUGGAUGGCUUCAAACCUCAGCAGCUGUCCACCUAUGCCCUGACGUUCUACAAAUAUACAACCACUGUGGAUGGGAAGACCGUCCUUGUGGAUUUCUGGGAUACGGCUGGGCAGGAACGUUUCCAAAGCCUCCACGCCUCCUACUACCAUAAGGCCCAUGCGUGCAUCAUGGUCUUUGACGUCCAGAGGAAGGUCACUUACAAGAACCUGGGCAAUUGGUACAAGGAGCUGCGUGAAUUCAGGCCUGAGAUCCCCUGCAUCGUGGUGGCCAACAAAAUUGAUGCUGACAUGAAAGCGACCCAGAAAAGCUUUAAUUUUCCACGGAAGUUCAACUUGCCCUUUUAUCUUGUGUCUGCUGCCGAUGGUACCAAUGUGGUGAAGAUCUUCAAUGAUGCCAUCAAAUUGGCCAUCGCCUACAAACAGAAUUCAGGGGAUUUUAUGGAUGAAGUCUUGAAGGAGCUAGAGACUUUUGAACUGGAGAAGAAGGAGGGUAACUCACCAGACAAAGAGGAGAAUGACCCAGAAGAAAUGUAGGCAUCCACCUGAGUCCUGGAAAAACAGCAGGAAAGCCUGGAUCUGCUCCAUCAAGUAGCUAGAAUUUGUCCUUUCCACAGAAACUUGGGAGUGCCAAAUUUGUCUGCUGCUUGGAGGUGAAUGUGGGCCGCCUAACCAAGAAUAGCUAUGCUAUCCUGGGUACUUGUUGCCAUGUGUGGAUGGCCGAGAAGAUGCCCACAGCAGCUUGAUGCCCUUGAGAAUGGGGAGAUGAUGCCAUUUGGUGGGAGAUAGGCCCACUCCAUGGCCUGGUGGAGGAGGAAGCCCUCUGCAGAGCUGUUGGUGGGCUCCAUCUUGAGAAAUAAACGACUUAAGAAGGACAUUCUUGGCAUGCUUUCCUGUACCCUAAAUGAAGGAAGCAAACAUUUAUCUGAUCUCAAAUGGAGUGCUGCUUCUCAUCCUCCUCUCAUAGAAUCGCAUCAGGAACCCCUUGCGCAAAGGUGAGCAACUGUGGUGGGUCCUGGGGCCAAAUGUUUGCCUGUGGAUUCUCCACAGGCUGCUUGGACUGCCCAUAUGUAACACCAUUUCAAUGGGGGAAGUUAAUAACAACUUUUCAAGAUUAAAACUGAAAUCUUGGAAAAGAAAAGAGACACGAUCGACUUAUAAAUGUUCUAGCAGAAGGAUAGAUUGGUCGGAAAGACUGAACAGAGGGGUGAAAAAUACAUGGCCAAAUUUAUGUCAUAUGUAAGAGAGAAAAAUUACCUCUAAUAAAAAGGAAUUGGCAAUUUAUUAGAGAAAAAACAAAAAAUAGUAGGAAAAGCAAUAGAAAAUAUGGCUAGUUUAAUCGAGAUGAAAUUAUUUUAAGGAUAUCAGUGAGAUUGGAUGUGAAAUGCAUGGCUUGAUCGGAGUAAGUGAGAUGGAAUUGAUAUAUGCAAAUAAGUAAUAUGUAAUAUUAUCAAUAAACCAAAUGUCUUUUCUAUUUUGAUAACA
Molecule: messenger RNA, 1914 nt
Organism: Sceloporus undulatus (fence lizard)
Lineage: Eukaryota; Metazoa; Chordata; Lepidosauria; Squamata; Phrynosomatidae
Product: rab-like protein 2A
Exons: 9
Coding region: 310-966 (218 amino acids)
Cellular component (GO): Golgi apparatus; endosome
Molecular function (GO): GTP binding; GTPase activity
Source: RefSeq, a predicted model, not a curated record